AUGGUCUUGCAUUUUCCUCUUCAGCUCGUGUCGACUCUGCAGAAAUCGUUUACUUCUUUGACCGAGCGUGAGUACAUUGCUCUUCGUGCGAACUUCAUCGAGGCACGUCAUCCCAAGAAUCCAGAAAAAGAUUUUCAAAAGUACAUAACGAGGACUUUGCAAAAGGAUUUUGAGAAAAUGAUGGCUAUAAGAUGGUACUCGUGGUUAUUCCCUGUGAUUUAUUUGCUUGUGAAUGUAGCCGGUAAAUGGAAUGCGCACUUUUGGAUAUCUUUCAUUCCAUUUACUCUUAUGGUCAUUAUUGGCAUCAAAUUGGAGAGAAUGAUAAUGCAACUCGCAAAAGAAGUUGCCAAAAAGCAUAAACAAGACAAAGACGAGUGUAGCGAAAAUAGUGAAGGGCACUUGGCCUUUAAAUUUUCAGAAGACUAUUUCUGGUUUGCUAAGGCAAAAUUGAUCGGCGACCUGCUUCACUUCCUGCUGUUUGUGAACUCUUUGGAGCUUGCUUUCUUCUUCUUUAUAAUGUUCCAGUAUGGUUUUCACUCGUGCAUUAUGGGAAAGGUUGGUUUUGUUGUCCCCCGAAUAGUAAUGGGAGUGAUCAUCCAGACUGUGUGCAGCACCAGAAUAUUACCACUCUACGCGAUUAUAAAAUCACAGAUGCAUUUGAAUAAGAAGCAAGUGGACAAGCAGAACAAAAUACGUAAGAUUAAGAGCCAUUUGGAGAAGUACGUAUCGGAUGAAGAGGAAGAAAAAGAGAUCGUGACCUCGAUUUUGGUGAUGAUUGAUAAUAGAAAGGAGCCGAACUCACCGGAGGAGUCCAACCGGACGGAUUCAAGUGAAGGAUCUGUCUGGAGUAAGGUUUUAGACUUGCAGAAGAAAGUAUCUCAAGGUUUCAUCGCUUUGAUGAAACAAACUGCUUCAAAAUUUUGCAAAAAUUAA
This is a messenger RNA of Eucalyptus grandis, 933 nucleotides long. Its product is annotated as MLO-like protein 1. Gene Ontology annotation, cellular component: membrane. Lineage: Eukaryota; Viridiplantae; Streptophyta; Magnoliopsida; Myrtales; Myrtaceae. Gene Ontology annotation, biological process: defense response. The record is from RefSeq and is a predicted model, not a curated record. The transcript is spliced from 8 exons. The coding region runs from base 1 to 933 and encodes 310 amino acids.